Messenger RNA from Malurus melanocephalus (red-backed fairy wren), 1791 nucleotides. RefSeq names its product serine/threonine-protein phosphatase 4 regulatory subunit 3B-like. Gene Ontology annotation, cellular component: nucleoplasm; protein phosphatase 4 complex. Gene Ontology annotation, molecular function: protein phosphatase activator activity. Gene Ontology annotation, biological process: protein dephosphorylation; DNA damage response. The record is from RefSeq and is a predicted model, not a curated record. The coding region runs from base 1 to 1791 and encodes 596 amino acids. Lineage: Eukaryota; Metazoa; Chordata; Aves; Passeriformes; Maluridae. The transcript is spliced from 11 exons.
AUGGACCUUCCUAGCUGUGAACUCCACAAACUCGGGGAGAUUGCAGAUCUGGUGACCUCUGUUCGCCUCUCACGUGUCCGUAAGGAAAAGCUGGCACUGGCCUUGAAGAAUGAAGGCUAUAUUCCAAAGCUGCUGCAGCUUUUCCAAGUCUGUGAGAAUGUAAAAAACACCGAAGGAUUGCAYCUUCUCUUUGACAUUAUGAGAGGAAUUUUGUACCUGGACAAAKCCAUUCUGUUUGAGGUGAUGUUUUCGGAUGAGUGUAUUCUGGGUGUUGUUGGAUGCCUUGAGUAUGAUCCUUGUUUAGCUCAGCCAGGAUGGCACAGGGAAUUCUUGACCAAAACAGCAAAGCUUCAGGAAGUUAUUCCUAUAAGAGACCCUGAACUUAGGCAAAAAAUCCGCCACACAUCCAGAGCACAGUACAUUCAGGCCAUCAUCUUGCCUAAUCCAUCUGAUUUUGAAGAGGGUUUUCUUUCUACCCUCACUUCCUUCAUCAGCUCCAGCAAAGAGGAGAUUUUACAUGGGUUGCUGAAAGAUGAGGAAUUUUUGCCUGAGGUUUUUGCACAAUUAACAAAUGAAGCUACAGCUGGUGAGCAACGAUGUGAAUUGAUGAAGUUUUUAAAGGAAUUCUGUGCCUUUUCUUUGACCUUACCUGAGAAAAGAGAUGAAUUUCUCCAAACUUUGGCAAAGUUGGGAAUUCUUCCAACUCUUGAAAUGUUGAUGGGAAUGGAUGAUCUGCAAGUUAGGUCUGCUGCUACAGAUGUAUUGUCUUACCUAGUAGAAUUUAGUCCAGCCAUGGUCCAAGAAUUUGUAAUGCAAGAGGCCCGGCAGAGUGAGAAUNNUACCCAACUCAUCACUGAGAUAAUUGAGCAGAUGACCUGUAGUCCUGACCCUGAAUUUGGAGGAGAUAAUCAGUUAAUGGAGAUUUUGUGUGCUCUGAUCGAYCCAGAGAAAAUGCUGGAUACAGCCAGUAAUUUAGAAAUAUUUGAAUUUCUCGAUAUUUUCUACGACCGUUACAUUCAUGUUCUUACUGCACCACUUCUGGCUGAUACAUCAGAAGAAUGGUAUGAAAUAGAUAAUUAUCAAACAGCAGAAAUACUUGCCUCAGUUUUGGAGCUGCUGUCUUUUUGUGUGGAACGGCACAAGUAUCACAUGAAGAUUUACAUUAUCAAGAAAGAUCUUCURAGAAGAACACUGCUCUUGAUGAAAUCCAAACACAAAUUUCUGGCCYUGUGUUCUCUUCGCUUUAUGAGGAGGAUAAUUGGCCUGAAAGAUGAACUUUAUAACCAUUACAUCACUCUGGGAAACCUSUUUGAACCAGUUGUAAAUGCUGUGUUGGAUAAUAGGAAUAAUUGCAACCUGCUGAAGUCGGCCUUGAUGGAGCUGUUUGAAUUCAUCCAAAUGGAAGAUAUUCAGCUCCUUAUUGCACAUGUAGUUGAGAACUUCUCUGAUGCACUGGAAUCUGUCAAAUACAUUCACACAUUCCAGGGRCUGAAGACAAAAUAUGAGCAAGAAAAAGACCAGCAAAACCAGAAACUGAACAGCAUCCCCUCCAUAGUGCCUGGUGAGACAUUUGUCGAAAAAGCAGUGGUGAUAGACAUGGAUGAAGAUCUGCACCUCAGUGAAGGUGAAGAGAAGGCAGCUCCAAUGUCACCAGCAAGCUCCAAUCCUACAUACACAACCCUGAGCACAGUGGUGACAGCCCAYAAGAGAGGUCUGUUUGAAAUAUUUUGUUAUCCUGAUGAUGAAGAUGAUGAGAAACCUUCCAAGAAAAGAGCUCGUCUGGGUUCCUAA